Molecule: messenger RNA, 2318 nt
Organism: Phlebotomus papatasi
Lineage: Eukaryota; Metazoa; Arthropoda; Insecta; Diptera; Psychodidae
Product: probable cytochrome P450 9f2
Exons: 5
Coding region: 322-1938 (538 amino acids)
Molecular function (GO): heme binding; iron ion binding; monooxygenase activity
Source: RefSeq, a predicted model, not a curated record
UUGGCCAGAUGGUGGUGGGAAUUCCUCACACAUCCAAGCACGCAAUCUCUCCCACUUGUCUCAGUCUUAAACCACUUCUCUGUGCACAAGGUAUAGUAUAUCUUCUUGGAGCACAAGAGAUCUUUACCAAAAAUAGUAGAAAUUACAGACAGUGUUAUCGUAAAUUGAUAAGGGUUCAAUGGUCUUAUCAAAAGUGAAUUAGUGAUUUUUGUGAAAUUACUCACAAGGCACAGUGGUAUAAAAGACCUUGCUAAAUUUUACGAGCUAUCAGUUGUGUUCUGUGUAUGUUCGCGAGUUUUUCACAAUAAAAUUGCGCUCAAAAUGAUCGGUUGCGCAAUAAGCUGCUUGACCGGACUGUUAUUCUCCAAGUGGACUCUCAUUGCGGCAAUUCUUGGAUAUUUUGCCUACAAAUGGAGCAUUGCUACUUACGACAUCUUCGAGAAGCGUGGUAUCAAGUUCAUCCCCCCUAUACCACUUUUGGGGAGCUUUAAAGAUAUGGUCUUUCAAACAAAAACCUUCACAGAUGUCAUACACGAUUUCUAUAGGCACUUUCCUAAAGAAAAGGCCUAUGGUAUCUUUGAGAUGCGGAAACCAUUUUUCUUAAUUCGGGAUCCCGAGUUGAUUAAACAAAUGGCAGUUAAGGACUUUGACCAUUUCCUCGAUCAUCGAGUCAAUCUGGACGAGGAUCAGGAUCCUCUCUUUGGACGCAACCUCUUUGCCCUCAAAGGUCAAAGAUGGAGGGAUAUGCGAUCAACCCUCAGUCCAGCUUUUACCGGAAGCAAGAUGAGGACGAUGUUUCAACUUGUGUCUGAAUGUUGUUCGGUAACAGUGGACUUCUUGGAGAAGGAAGUCCAAAAUGAGAAACCGAUUUUAACGGACUUGAAGGACCUCUUUACAAGAUUCACUAACGAUGUCAUUGCAACUUGUGCUUUUGGAAUCAAACUUGAUUCUCUCAAUGACAAAACCAACGAAUUCUAUAUGGCUGGAAAACAAGCUUCGGAUUUUGGUGCACUUCGGAAUCUCAAAUUCUUACUCAUUAUCCAGUUUCCCAAAUUAUGCAAGGCCAUUGGACUAACACUUUUUUCAGAAAAAUUCUGUAACUUCUUUAGGAGUCUUGUAUGGGAUACAAUAAGGGAAAGGGAAAGGCACAGUAUUGUUCGUCCUGAUAUGAUUAAUCUCCUAAUCCAAGCUCGCAAAGGGAAACUCAAGCACGAAGAUGAAGAAACAGAUCAAGAAGGAUUUGCUGUUGUUCAGGAAACCAAUGUUGGAAAAGCUCUUGACCACACCAAACUCGUAGAAGAUGAUCUUACUGCCCAGUGUUUUAUAUUCUUCUUGGCUGGAUUUGACACAAGUAGUACAUGUAUGAGUUUCACAGCUCACGAGCUAGCGGCUAAUCCAGAAGUCCAGCAAAAACUCCUUCUCGAAGUCGAUGCCAUAAAAGAAGAGCUUGGUGGAAAAUCUCUGACUUACGAAGCUCUUCAAAAAAUGCCUUAUCUGGAUAUGGUUAUUUCGGAGAGUCUCCGGUACUGGCCACCGGCAGUUGCGACUGAUCGACAGUGCGUUAAGCCCUACGUUAUUAAAACGGACAAGAUUAAUUGCGAAGUGAAAGUCGGAGAAGGUAUUAUGAUUCCUAUUGUGAGUCUUCAUCAUGAUCCCCAGUACUUCCCCAAUCCGUCCCGUUUCGAUCCUGAGAGAUUUAAUGAAGAAAAUAAGCACAAUAUCACUCCGUUCACAUAUCUUCCUUUCGGAGUUGGUCCAAGGAAUUGUAUAGGAUCGAGAUUUGCUUUAAUGGAAACCAAAGCCAUCAUUUACUACAUCUUGACCAAGUUUACCUUUGAAGUAUCAGAGAAGACCCAGGUUCCUCUGAAACUUGCCAAAACCGGAUUCGCUUUGAAACCUGAAAAAGGUUUCUGGGUAAAUUUGAAACCUAGGAGUUAGUAAUGCAAAAGUAUUGAUGUUUACGUAUGUAUAAAGGAUCAAAUUAAAAAGAAAAUAAUUAUAAAAAUAUGUGAUUGAUCUUAGAAUUACAUUUGCAAAACAAAAUUCUCAAAUUGACUUCUUUUUCCUGAAGGCAAGUCGUGUGUUGAUUUUUUACUGUUUUAAAAGACUUUUGAAAAACUUUUUAAAAAAUUUUCAAAAGAAAAAUGAAAACAACUAAUAGAACAGUUUAUUGCCAAAAUGAAGGAGACAUAAAGUCAAAUGGACGUGUUUCCGAAAAUUAUUUUGUAACUUCUAUAACAGUGAACUUUCAGAAAAACAAAUCAAUUUAUAAAAAAAUAUAAAUAAAAAAAUAAAACAACAUACUAUACGAACUUAAA